GGAGGGAGAGUGUAAGGUCAUCCGGCACUAGCCUUCCUUAGCCCGAUCUCCUCCGAGCUAGGCAGCCAAGUGAGGUUGGCCAUCUCUCCCUUGUGUUUUCUGUUGUUUAAUCCGUGGCGAUCCCUUGUGCAGAUCCAUACAGAGAUGUUAGGGCCUUUGGGGGAAGAGAAGGAGCUGGAGCAACAAGUUUCUUCUGUACGGCCAUCCGUUCUUUCUCCCAACCACAGCUUUGCCACGCAGGCUAGUUAAGGCAUGGCGAGCAACAAGGAUGCCGAGCUGGAGACACCACUUCUCAUGCCGGAGGAGGAAGGACCAACAGCCCCGUUGCUGGACCAAGGAUCACUGGAGCCGACACCACGUCCACGGCUCCCGCCACCGAAGUUUGGGGAGCUCAUCUCGGUGUUGAGCAUCGACGGUUGCGGGAUACACGGGCUCAUCCCGACGGUCGUCCUCAAAUGCCUCGAGGAAAAGCUCCAGGCUAUUGACGGGGAAGAUGCCCGGAUAGCGGACUACUUUGACGUGAUCGCGGGCACGAGCGCGGGCGCCACCAUCGCGGCAAUGUUGGCGGUGCCGAACACGAACAAACGGACAAAGUACACCCCUCAGGAAAUCCAGGAUUUCUAUGUCAACAACGGACCUAAAAUCUUCCCUCCCAAGAGGUGGUGGCGAUGGCCUCUGGACCUGCUAAGCGCAUCGCGGGGGCUCAAGUACGACGGCACGUUCCUCCAGAAAAAGAAGAUCAAGGAAGUCAAGGAUGAGCACACGUUCGACGCCAAUAUUAUCGAGCCUCUCAUCUUCUCCUCGUUCCAGGAUGAUGCCGUGCAAAAACUAGUUGAAGAGGCCAAACCAGAGCCGCCGGAUGUCUGCAUUGGCCCGCCGUCGACGGCCACGUCAACCUACUUCCCGGCGCACUACUUCGAUAUCUGGGUCAGUGACAUGGAGCAGUCAAAACACCACCUCAUCGACGGCGGUAACAACCCCACAAUGGCUGCCAUAUCCAAGAUCACCAGGGAGCAACUUGUCAAGAACCCGGAGUUCCACUCCAACGGCGUGGAUUACAUGAAAUACCUCGUCAUCUCGGUAGGCGCAGGGUGUGCAUCAGUGCACGAAAAGGGGCUAUGCAUGAAAUCACGACGGACUGUGCCGGCCAAGUGGGGCGGCUUCAACUGGUUUCACAGCAGGCGCAAUAGCCGCAGCCCGGUCACCGGCACCUUCUCGCAUGCCAGCGCCGUGUUGGCCGACUGGCAGGUUCGCAUGCUCUUACACAAUGGCAACCACGUGCGGAAGCAGAACUACCUCUACAUCCAGGCUCAGGCACCACUGUUCUGGGAGGCCAUUUUGCCAAUGGACAACGCGACCUCGGAGAACAUGGCUGACCUACUCAACAUUGGCGACAAGUUGUUGGCAGAGAAGGUGGCUAUGGUGGACUUGACCACGGGGAAGUACGAGACCGUCGAGGACGAGAAUGCACCCACCAAUGAUGCAGAGCUCCGGCGCUUCUCCGAGCUUCUAGUUGUCGAGCGCAACUUGCGCCUUAAGGAACAACAACAACAACGACAAGCAGAAGAAGAGAACGGGCUUCAUUUGCUUAACAUUCUUGAAUAAUAAAUAGUAUAUGGUUGUACGUACCAAUCAUUGCAAAGACCUAAGUGUUGAGUUCUCCCUUACACUCGUGUUGAUCCACCGAGUCAUGAGCCUUAUCAUGGAAUCUAGAUCGUUGACCCUGCCAACCAAGCAAAAGUUUGUUAUGACUCGACGAGGAGAAGUAAACUACGAUGAGAAGAUAAGAAGGAGACAUAUUUUUGUGUCCGAGCGAGGCGUGCGCGAGGAGACCUGAUAAUUCAGUGGCCACCGUGAAGGUGGAGUCAGCAGCGACCACAAGUAUCAUGCGACCACAAGUAUGAUUGGGUGUUGCUAAUUGAUUGUAUCAUAUGAUCAUUGCGUUUUCUCGUAGCAACAACGCUCGGACACAUUCGUUAGUAAUCAAUAAUUUAUGGUUAUGCAUAUCAAUCAAUGAGAAA
Messenger RNA from Hordeum vulgare subsp. vulgare (domesticated barley), 2021 nucleotides. Its product is annotated as patatin-like protein 2. Gene Ontology annotation, molecular function: monoacylglycerol lipase activity; glycerophospholipase activity. The transcript has 4 exons. Gene Ontology annotation, biological process: lipid metabolic process. The record is from RefSeq and is a predicted model, not a curated record. Bases 253 to 1605 code for a protein of 450 amino acids. Lineage: Eukaryota; Viridiplantae; Streptophyta; Magnoliopsida; Poales; Poaceae.